GCCCCCGUUCGUGUAUAUAAACCCUCCUCCUAAUUCUCCUGAAAACACACACACACACACAACAGAUACUCGCUCGCUUUCUCUCCAUCUAAAUCCCCAACAAAAUCAUGAGAGAAAUCCUCCAUAUUCAGGGCGGACAAUGCGGCAACCAGAUCGGAGCCAAGUUCUGGGAAGUAGUCUGCGCUGAGCAUGGCAUCGACUCCACCGGACGUUACAGCGGUGAUCAGGAUCUUCAGCUCGAGCGGGUUAAUGUCUACUACAACGAAGCCAGUUGUGGGAGGUUUGUUCCACGCGCAAUCCUCAUGGACCUUGAACCAGGUACCAUGGACAGCGUCCGAUCUGGUCCCUACGGUCAGAUCUUCCGCCCUGAUAACUUUGUGUUUGGACAGUCUGGUGCCGGCAAUAACUGGGCGAAAGGACAUUAUACAGAAGGGGCAGAACUUAUUGAUUCUGUUCUCGAUGUUGUUCGAAAAGAAGCCGAAAACUGCGAUUGCCUCCAAGGGUUUCAGGUAUGCCAUUCAUUGGGAGGAGGAACAGGCUCCGGGAUGGGGACUUUGCUGAUAUCCAAGAUCAGGGAAGAAUAUCCCGAUCGGAUGAUGCUCACUUUCUCAGUUUUCCCUUCCCCCAAAGUCUCCGACACAGUGGUGGAGCCCUACAAUGCAACUUUAUCAGUUCAUCAACUGGUUGAAAACGCAGAUGAAUGCAUGGUUCUUGACAACGAAGCUCUGUAUGACAUCUGUUUCCGCACACUUAAGCUCACUACACCCAGCUUUGGAGAUUUAAACCACCUAAUCUCAGCCACCAUGAGCGGUGUCACCUGCUGCCUCCGGUUCCCGGGUCAACUCAACUCCGACCUCCGUAAACUGGCGGUCAACCUAAUCCCGUUCCCGCGCCUCCACUUUUUCAUGGUCGGUUUCGCCCCUCUGACCUCCCGCGGGUCCCAGCAAUACCGCGCCCUAACCGUCCCGGAACUCACACAACAAAUGUGGGACGCGAAGAACAUGAUGUGCGCCGCGGACCCUCGCCACGGACGAUACCUGACUGCCUCGGCAAUGUUCCGAGGCAAAAUGAGCACCAAAGAAGUGGAUGAACAGAUGAUCAAUGUCCAAAACAAAAACUCGUCUUAUUUUGUUGAAUGGAUUCCUAAUAACGUCAAGUCAACCGUUUGUGAUAUUCCUCCAACGGGUCUUAAAAUGGCUUCCACUUUUAUUGGGAACUCGACUUCUAUUCAGGAGAUGUUUAGGCGUGUGAGUGAGCAGUUUACUGCUAUGUUUAGGAGGAAGGCUUUUUUGCAUUGGUAUACGGGUGAAGGAAUGGAUGAGAUGGAGUUCACCGAAGCUGAGAGUAAUAUGAAUGAUUUGGUUUCUGAGUAUCAGCAGUAUCAGGAUGCGACUGCUGAUGAGGAAGGUGAGUAUGAGGAGGAAGGUGUUGACUACGAGGAAGAAGGUUAGAAUGAAAUGUUGUGGGAUUGGAUUUGAAUAUUUAGUGUUUGUUUUGUUGAAUGUUGAGUGUGUUGGGUAGGUGGUUUUUGUGAUGGAGUUUUUACUUUAUUUAAGGUCUUUGGUUGGUGUGCCUCAUGAUGAGUUAGUAACUUAAAUGUACUGUUUCUAAAAUACUGAAAUAUAUAAAGUACAACGUAUCAAUGUAGGUUGUUGAAGAGUAUAUUAAAUGAAUCAAAAUAUUAGAAAUUUGGCUA
This is a messenger RNA of Lactuca sativa (garden lettuce), 1696 nucleotides long. RefSeq names its product tubulin beta-8 chain. Lineage: Eukaryota; Viridiplantae; Streptophyta; Magnoliopsida; Asterales; Asteraceae. The record is from RefSeq and is a predicted model, not a curated record. Gene Ontology annotation, molecular function: GTPase activity; GTP binding; structural constituent of cytoskeleton. Gene Ontology annotation, biological process: microtubule-based process. Gene Ontology annotation, cellular component: microtubule.